Messenger RNA from Vicia faba (fava bean), 762 nucleotides. Lineage: Eukaryota; Viridiplantae; Streptophyta; Magnoliopsida; Fabales; Fabaceae. The record is from the annotation of a GenBank genome assembly.
AUGGCGAGUGAGAAGAACAAGGUAAAGCGAAAAGGAAAUGAUGAAAACGACGACGACAGAACCAAAAAGAAAAACAAAAGUACCGAAUCAAACGAAGACCCACUGCGUUUCUUCGUGAAUCAAUUCCAAGCUGCGAACGGUGUACACCUCUCUUCCAUCGAACUGGAAUCCCUGAAAGACUCAAGCAUUUUGAAGCUAUCAAAUUCUGAAGCUACAGAUACUGAUUUAGAUGUGAAAUUCAUGGCGGGUGAUGUUAAAGCUUCGUUUGGCGAUUCAUGGAGAAAGGUUCUUUGUGAGAGUGAUCUUGUCGAAGGGAAAAUUGUUGCUGGUAGUCCUUCUGUUCUUGUUGUGUCUUACUCUGCUUUGAGAUCUAUACAUCUUUUGAAAGGGUUUCGGUCUGUUACGAAACUCUGUAGUUCUGUUAAGUUGUUUUCCAAGCAUAUCAAACUUCAACAACAGAUUUCUUUGUUGAAAAACCGUGUUAACAUUGCUAGCGGCACGCCAAGCAGGAUUAAGAAGCUCAUUGACAUUGAGGCGUUGGGCCUUUCAAGGUUAAAAGUACUUGUGCUUGAUAUUCAUCCCGAUGUAAAGGGCUUUUCCUUGUUUACCCUUCCACAAGUCAGAGAUGAAUUUUGGGACUUGUUCAAGAAUUAUUUCUAUCAACCAAUGAUUCAAGGUGAUCUGCGCAUCUGUCUCUACGGUCCAUGCAAACCGGCUGCUGGUUUUAAAGGCAAAAAGGGAGUUCCCGUUCCUGAUGAAUAA